This is a messenger RNA of Centropristis striata (black sea bass), 939 nucleotides long. RefSeq names its product mesenchyme homeobox 2a (gene meox2a). Gene Ontology annotation, biological process: positive regulation of transcription by RNA polymerase II. The transcript is spliced from 3 exons. Gene Ontology annotation, molecular function: DNA-binding transcription factor activity, RNA polymerase II-specific; RNA polymerase II cis-regulatory region sequence-specific DNA binding. Bases 1 to 939 code for a protein of 312 amino acids. Gene Ontology annotation, cellular component: nucleus. The record is from RefSeq and is a predicted model, not a curated record. Lineage: Eukaryota; Metazoa; Chordata; Actinopteri; Perciformes; Serranidae.
AUGGAUCACACACUGUUCGGCUGCCUGCGGAGCCCCCACGCCCCGGCUCAGGCCCUGCAUCCCGCCUUCACCCAGUCCCCCCUGACUCUGCACGGACGCUCGGACCACGUCUCCUACCCAGACCUGGCCUCUUCAUCCUCCUCCUCCUCCACCUCCUCGCCCUCUCCCUGCAUCAUCUCCAGCUACGCGGUGGAUGACGGCCUGUUUCCCGGGCAGCACCACCACCACCCUCACCGCGGCCACCUGCCCUCCCAGCAGCAUCACCACCCGCCUCAGCACCAUGCGUCUUGGCAUAUCCCACAGAUGCCGUCACCUGGCGGGAAUACACGCCACAACCUUUGCCACCCGCACUCAUCCCACGACAAUGGGCCCACGCCCCCAGACCUGGGCCACCCUGGUGGGCCCAGUAUGUGCGCCAGCACCCCCAGUCUGGGCAUCGGCAGCACCCCUACGGGGGCCUCCUGUGUGCCUGCAGACUUUGGCAGACAGACUCUGUCACCUGCUGAGGCCGAGAAGAGGAACGGCAAGAGGAAAAGUGACAGUUCAGAGUCCCAGGACGGGAAUUACAAGUCGGACGUGAGCAGCAAACCCAGGAAGGAGAGGACGGCGUUCACCAAGGAGCAGAUCCGAGAGCUGGAGGCCGAGUUUGCCCACCACAACUACCUAACCAGACUAAGGCGCUACGAGAUCGCCGUCAACCUCGACCUCACUGAAAGACAAGUGAAGGUGUGGUUCCAGAACAGGAGGAUGAAGUGGAAAAGAGUGAAGGGCGGCCAGCAGGGGGCGGCGGCUCGAGAGAAAGAACUGGUCAAUGUGAAAAAGGGGACGUUGCUGCCGUCAGAGUUCUCUGGCAUCGCGGCGCUCCACCACUCGACGGACUCCUUGGCCAAUGAGGACAGUCACGACAGCGACCAGAGCUCCGAGCAUGCUCAUUUAUGA